Messenger RNA from Symbiodinium sp. CCMP2456, 2247 nucleotides. The record is from the annotation of a GenBank genome assembly. Lineage: Eukaryota; Dinophyceae; Suessiales; Symbiodiniaceae.
AUGCCGUGGACGGGGCGUGUCGCCAAGAUCGAGUGCGAUAAGUAUGAGACCAAACUGACGGUUCCGGGGCACAGCUUCCCUCGUGGAGCAGAGAUCAGGGUUGAUGGGAUUCCCAUGUUGGACGGGGGAAGGUUCUUCGUGGAUCAUUAUCCCAGGAUGGGAAGGAGCAGCUUCAACAUUUGCCAGAAUGUUUCUGUCGAUGUUGCGGAGAUUGACUCGGCCAACUCUGUAGUUCGCACAAAGGUACCGCACCAACUCGGCGAGAACCACUCCUCGCUCAAGCUCUUUGCCUUUGACCCGGUGGCCAACGAGCAAAUUAAGCGCAGCUAUUGCAUCCGGGAAGUCAUCGACGACACAUCCCUUCGCUUGCAGGAGUACUGUGCUGCCAAGAAGAUAUUCCUUCCAGCUGAGCUUGGAGCAGAUUGGAAGCAGACAAGACUUCAGAAAGAGGCUUGCAAAGUGGUCCUGCCACAGGCAUGCAGCAGUGAGAUCGCUGCUAUCGCGUCUCUGGUGCCGAAGCCGCCUCCCUCGCCAAAAUCUUGCUUGCAAGAGUGGCAACAAGCUGUGCGAGCGGCUCGGAGUGCCAGCAAGCUGACUGAACCUGUCCAGGAGCCGGGUCAACCAAAAAGCCCCGACGUUUCCCUACUUCGCGUUGGGAACUGCGGCUGGGAUGACUGCUCGGGCCUUUUCGAAAGAACAGCCCAUCUCGACUUCCAGAAAGAUCCUGGGCUCGUGUUCCUCCGCUACAUCGAACAUCUUGGUUGGUGUUUGUUCGCAGAUGUGCAGCCCCUGCAUCCUCUGCGGGAGGAGAGGCUCUAUCUGAACUUAGCCGCAGGGCAGGCUCCUCAGCUCCUGUACAUCCGGCAGGACCCGGAGGUUUGUGGGCAGUGGGAGCCGGUGAUCGGACCGGCUCCGGGCCCUUUCGUCGCGGUUCACCGGGAGAUCUCCGUCCGAUCGAGAGAUCAGACCGGGACCCAGCCGUCCCUCCUGCUGAUGCCAGGCGUCAGCUCCGCGGUUCUGGAUGUCUUGUGCAAUUAUUACUCUGCAGACUGGCGCGGUGGUAUGAAUCAUGCGAUGGCUUCUGACAGCGUAUGGGGGCAGAGCCCAGUUCAAGCGUUGCUGUCGGCCUUCACGCUAUUUCAGGACAUCAUGUCCUGUUCGGCAGUGUGCCGCACGUGGCGCGAGGCCUUGACUCCCUUUGCAGAUCUGCAAACUCUCUGCUAUCGUGCCUUGGGCCUGCCCGAGGGCUCUAAAGUAAAGCUGCCUUCUAUCCAGGAAUGUGUUUGUUCCACCGUCCUGGCUGGAAUGCUAUGGGAAGAUCCCAUAUCUGGUUCCGGCCAUUCCAUCUUCAGAAGCAAUGCCUGGCCUGCUCUCAUAUCAGAAGUCGAGAUCUCAAGUGAGAUGGGCGAGGAUGAAGAGCAUUCUCUGCGAGGGCCUGCGUGCGAACUCCUGAACAAACAUGCGCCGACUUUCCAGCAAGUGGCACGGCAGAUUCUUCGUGAAGUUCCGCUAGCAUGGAAAACGAAACCCCGCACACUCAGCCUCCAGUGGAUGGGUGAUUAUCAGUUAGCCACCUGCGACCUGCUGGGAUUCAGUGCUAGUGACACCGGGAAGCAAUCCUGUGAUUGCCUUGCCCAAGAAGGCGAGCUUCUGGCACUUGAUGGCUCGCGGCUACUUCCCCCGUCAACCACUGCCCUGAGCCCUUUGGAGAUCAAAGGGCUGCGGCUUCAGUCCAGCUCCUUCGGAAAGAGCUCCACGGUACGACAGGCAAAAGCUCCGGGCGCAAGGUGUGGGACCGUAUACUGCUCGAUUCCGAAGGAGGAAACGGAGGAAACGGAGCCUUCGAAGGAGAAGGAGGGUUGUCCAUUCUGUGCUGACUCUGUCGACGGCCAGGUCGGCGCCUCGCAGUUCUCGGGCUACUUCCAGAUGCUCUUCUCCACAAGUGACUCAAAGCUCAUCUCCUUUAAGAUUAAGUUUGACUUCCCGACCUGCUUUGCCACCUCCGAGGGUCCUGAGAUCAUCACCGAGUUGCAGAAGCUUGUCCCGUGGUGCAUGGACGCUCUUGAUGACUGGGACAACGAGGAUGACGGAAGCCUCUAUGGUGAGGACGUUGAUGACGACGAGGAUCCGGGCGAGAAUGACCAAACGGAUCCGGAGGAGGAAGAAAUGGAGGAGGGGGAGGAGGAGGAAGAAGUCAACGGCAUCCAGGAGCGUGAGAACGGUGGAGGAGAUUUAGAUUCGUCUUGA